Molecule: messenger RNA, 2264 nt
Organism: Wasmannia auropunctata (little fire ant)
Lineage: Eukaryota; Metazoa; Arthropoda; Insecta; Hymenoptera; Formicidae
Gene: Arl4
Product: ADP-ribosylation factor-like protein 4C
Exons: 4
Coding region: 449-1072 (207 amino acids)
Biological process (GO): intracellular protein transport; vesicle-mediated transport
Cellular component (GO): cytoplasm
Molecular function (GO): GTPase activity; GTP binding
Source: RefSeq, a predicted model, not a curated record
UUUAUACUAUGGUCGGUUCGCUGUGUCAGCUCAGUUCGUCUCAAACUGCUCGGGUAGGUGUGUUUGGUAGUUCCGUUAUCGUGUAGCAGUUUCUCGUGAAUGGUUCGGCCUAGUAUAAGUUUUCUCCUCUCUGGCGUGUGCAUGCAGGAAGUAAGUGGGUCAGUGCUUUUUUACCAAUCCGUGGAUUUUGAUAUGCCCACGGACACGGAUUAUACAUCUGGAUCUAACAUGACGAUGCGGUAGUGGACAGCUUCGCAGUGACGGAGUCCUUUUACGGGCAUCCAAGGCUGAAUUUGGAGACGAGAAGAUAUUUUGCGUGAAGCGCAGAGGGGAAGAAGGGACUCUAAAUGCUAGGCCGGAUCAGAGCGAAAUAGAGAGAAAGAGAGUUGUUAGCAGGAAGAAGAAGCGAGGACGAGAGAUAGGGGAGGAAAGAGAGAAAGAGAGAGGGAUGGGCGCUGGGAUGGGCAGGAGCGGCACGAGCGGCGGUCUGCUCGAGGCACUUCCCACGGGAACUCCGCUCCACGUGGCGAUGCUCGGUCUCGACAGCGCCGGGAAGACGACCGCUCUGUACAGACUCAAAUUCGAUCAGUAUCUCAAUACCGUGCCGACCAUUGGCUUUAACUGCGAGAGAAUUCGCGGCGGCAUCGGAAAAGCUAAAGGUGUUAAUUUUCUUGUAUGGGACGUCGGCGGGCAAGAAAAGCUACGGCCGCUGUGGAAAUCUUAUACGAGAUGCACCGACGGCAUUAUUUUCGUCGUUGAUUCCUGCGAUACUGAGCGGCUCGAGGAGGCAAAAAUGGAGCUUACCAGGACGGCGAGGAGUCCGGACAAUGCGGGUGUGCCGAUUCUAAUUCUCGCCAAUAAGCAAGAUUUGCCUGGUGCGAAAGAAGUUGGCGAACUGGAAAAGCAUUUGGGAGUGUUGGAACUAGCCGGAAUGCCGGGCAGCGCUUGUAUUCGUGUGCAGCCGGCGUGCGCUAUUACGGGCGAAGGACUUCACGAGGGCUUGGACACGCUGUAUCAGUUGAUCUUGAAACGGCGCAAGCUAGCCAAACUGAAUCGAAAACGGGCCAGGUAGGCCAGGGCCUCGGAAGACUGCACAUGCGUCUUCUGAUAUUGUCGAUCGCGGACAGCCUCUCCUUUAGCGACGCUUUCCACAACUUCCACUUCGUCCUCUCUUUCUAAUUGCGAUGAGGACGUAACACGUUGACUCGAAAGAAGUGAACGGUGAUCACGAAGGAUGCGAUCACCUCUCUCUUUCUGACUUUUGCUCUCAUUGUCAGCGAAAAUACUGUUGGAGUUACUCGGAGAUGUGCGCGAGUGUGUAUGUGCAUGUGUAUGUAUGCGUGUACAUAUAAGUAUAUAUAUGCCGGUGUAGAGCUGCAUAUGAACAUGAGGAAAGAUAGAAACGGAGAAAUUUUAACGACUGUUCCUAUUGUUGCAUAUAAAAUUUGUUUGCUAAACAUUGAGAUUAUUGAUUUUAACGUUAUGAAAUUUUCGAAAUCAAUGUUAAUUAAUAUACUAUCCAUUGGUAAUAUUUUUGAUUUAUUGCUUAAAUAAAAUGUCAGAUGAAAUAUUUUCAUGACGCAAAAGAUAUGAAAAAUAUACUUGAAGUGUAUGUUUGAGACACAAAUUCUCUUUUAUCAUAAGAGAAUAUUGUGCAAUUGUGUUUUUGGCACAAUUUGCAAAUAAAUUUAUUUAGAUUAAGUUUAAAAUAAUGCAGUUAUAUCGCGAGUUUUCUUUCUUGUAAAAGGAAAACUAAAUAAAAUUUAAUUUUAUACUGGAUUAGAUUUAUUUUGUAUGCAACAAUGUAAUGAUUAAAAUGAUUAUAAAUAUAAACGUGUGACAAUGCUAGUCGACUGUGGAAAAUCUAUCAUUGCGACAAAGAAAAAGACAAUGCGAAAGUCGUAUAAAUGUAAGUAAACAAUUGUAAAUAAAUCGGAAAAGUUGUAAUUUUAUGCUGGCACCAAAUGCAAAGAUGCAUUAACACGAGCAACGAAGUUGAUCAACGUCGGGAAAUUUGUGGCAAUAUAAAUCAUCAUAAAUUACUUAGCGAAAUUGGAUGUUAUUGCUGCAAAGAUUAAUUGUUGCCAUAUUUUUUAAUACAAAGCAACACAGCAACAAUAUAUUUUAAUUAUACACGCGAGUAGGAUGCUGCUCUUAUUUCGUAAUAUACCUUUUGGUAAAAUCCUUAUCAUUUAUUGAAUAUAUGGGACAUAUUGUAGAGAAUUUAUUGUUAAAGAAGCACGAUUGUUAUUACAAAAUUUUUG